This is a messenger RNA of Psammomys obesus (fat sand rat), 2268 nucleotides long. It is a transcript of the gene Ankrd33, whose product is annotated as ankyrin repeat domain 33. Lineage: Eukaryota; Metazoa; Chordata; Mammalia; Rodentia; Muridae. The transcript is spliced from 5 exons. The record is from RefSeq and is a predicted model, not a curated record. The coding region runs from base 943 to 2001 and encodes 352 amino acids. Gene Ontology annotation, biological process: negative regulation of transcription regulatory region DNA binding; negative regulation of transcription by RNA polymerase II. Gene Ontology annotation, molecular function: protein binding.
CCGGGCGCCGAGCGCGGACGUUCACCUUGCGUGGCUUCCUGCUGCAGAUCCGAGUGGCCAGGGCCUCAGCUUCCCGCCCCGGCUCACGUCUGUGCCGUGCUGGAGUGUGCCCCAGGGCUCCUUAAGGAGCAUGGCGAGGCGAACGUGCUGGGCGCACGGCCCUGCGCGCAUCCGCGGGAUGCCACGCCGCAGGGAGCAGGUGAAACGGCCAAGAUUUGCCUCCCUCCACCGGACUUCCGCUACAGUUUACCGCCGGAGCCUGUGAUACACAAUCGGACCUGGCUCGGGGAGAAAGGAAGCUGUGGGUGGGCGGGGGUCCGUGAGCAGAGAUUUGUGCCCUACAAUCUCCUGGACAUCUGAGUACUGCACAGAAUUCCACAGGGCACACUCAGCACGUCUUACUCGGAUGGUUUGGGGUAGAGCAGCCAUCUUGUGACUAAGAGGGAAAAUAGGAGAGGUCCAGGUAAGGCCCCGGAGCCAUCUGAUCCCUUAACCAAUACCGACGGCUUGCUAGUCCUUGAAAUUUUGUGUGUGUGAAAAGUAAAACUAUUUGCUAGGCCACGUGCAUCCGUUAGCGUGCAGGGGCACGCACCAGAAAUAACCACUGGCUGGCUCAGAUGGGAAGGGCUGGAAAGGCAGGCUCCAGGGCCGAAGCCACAGUCACGUGACCUCUGCCCGCGCUGGAGCUGGUGAAUCAGGAAGCCGCUUGCAGAGCCGGCUUGUGGUGCCUGGCCGGUCUCCGGCAAGCUGGCUUUGGAUGGAGGCUGGGUCCAGCCCAGACCGAACCCUGCUCUCCAGCUGCCAGCUGACUAAAGAGGGAUCCAGGCUGCAGGCAGAGGAGCCACCGGUGCUGCAGAGAAGACUGGCCAUGUCCGAGGCACUGUCCUGCCCCAGCACCGAGACCCCUACCCCCGGCUGCGACUUGAAGACAUUGUACUGGGCAUGCGUCCACACGACCCUGCUGAACUCCAAGCCAGGCUGGACGCCGGGGUCUCCCCGGAGGAGGCCUCCCAAGUGGACAGCAAUGGGAGGACAGGCCUCAUGGUCGCGAGCUACCACGGCUUUGGUUCCAUUGUGGCUCUGCUCAGCUGCUGUCCUUUCCUGGAUGUGAACCAGCAGGACAAAGACGGCAACACGGCCCUCAUGCUGGCCGCUCAGGCAGGUCAUGUGCCUCUGGUGAGUCUCUUGCUCAACUACUUUGCUGGCCUGGACCUGGAGCACAGGGACCAGCGGGGGCUCACGGCUCUGAUGAAGGCAGCCAUGCGGGACCGCUCCGAGUGUGUGGUCGCCCUCCUCAUGGCAGGUGCCGACCUGAGCUCAGUGGAUCCCGUCCGGGGCAGGACAGCCUUGGAGUGGGCCGUUCUGACUGACAGCUUUGACACAGUGCGGAAGAUUAGGCAGCUGCUGAGGCGACCCCGGGCAGAGCAGCUCAGCCUGUGCUACCAGCCAGAAUGGCCAGCCUUGGCCCAGCUUGUUGCCCAGGCCCAGGCCCAGGUCCAGGCCGCCCCGUCCCUCCUGGAGAGGCUGCAAGCCACCCUGAGCCUCGCUUUUGCUCAGUCUCCGCAGGAAGGGGGUGUGCUGGACCACUUCGUGACUGUCACCACCAGCUUGGCCAGUCCUUUUCUCAGCACAGCCUGCCACACGCUGUGCCCUGACCACCCCCCCACGCUAGGCACCCGAGGCAAGUCGGUGCCAGAGCUGUUGGGUACCGCCCCUCCCCCACCCCCUGCACCCCAUCCUCCUCAGGCAGUCCCCACUUCCCAGGCCUUUGUCCCCUCCCAGAGCCAUCAGCCCAUGCUCUCCCAGUGGCUGCCGUCCAGGGUCAGUCCCAGGUCCCAAGUCCCCAAGAUCCUCCUCUCUAAGGCACCUUCCCCCACUACCCAGUACGACUUGAUCCUCAGGCCUGCAGGGCACCGAAGCCUGGCUCUUCCUGUCUGGAGAUACCAGGAGAGGAAGAAGAAGGAGGAGGAAGAAGCAAAGAAACAUGGGGAGGCGGGCUAGGCCAGGCCAGAGGCAAGAGAGACCCAGUCCUGCGUGGGCCUCUUUGUGCUUCCCAAUCAUCUGUCUGCAGGAACCUGCUCUCGCCAAGUCGGAGUCUGCAGGGAGGAAUGGGACCGACCCGGUGUCUGCCAGCGGGGCACUGGCUACCGUGACUGUGGUGGAAACACGCACACACUGUAUUCUGUAUAACAUGUCACAAAGCGGGAGAAAGCAAACUGUUCUCACACGAAAUCUACAACCUGUAUCGAAUAAAGAACUGAGAACUGA